This is a messenger RNA of Clavispora lusitaniae ATCC 42720, 1353 nucleotides long. RefSeq lists its product as uncharacterized. Gene Ontology annotation, cellular component: mitochondrial outer membrane. The record is from RefSeq and is a predicted model, not a curated record. NCBI's taxonomy places the organism in Eukaryota, Fungi, Ascomycota, Pichiomycetes, Serinales, Metschnikowiaceae.
AUGGCAAAUUGUGCUAUGCGGUGCAAACUCUGCCUGCUCGGAUAUAUUCUGUUGGUUGGGCUGCUUUCCAGAGCCUUCCAAAAACCGAAACAGCUGGGUGUUUCGGGCUACUCACCUCGCCACCUUGUUUCGUCAACAUUUCUGACAUUGUCUGCAUUUUUCCGCUCCAUUUACAGACUUGCACUUGAGUCCAUCGGUCUGCUUAAUACAAACUUUAUUGUGCGGAGUUCGCGGCUUAGGUGGCUCAAAAUGCCUCUCCACUAUAUUGAUCAGGAGGCCAAACACAAGAUUAAGGCUGUUGAUGCUCAGUUGGAAGAGUUUUACUCGCAAUUGGGUCUUAUCAUUAACAGUAUUCCAAUGCAGCGCGACAUUUUCGCUGAGCUAUUGCCUGGGGUCACAACUGAUGUUAAGCUGGUUAUUGAGGCAGUGGAAGCGUAUACUAGAGACAAAUCGAUGUUGGUGGAAACUGCACCACCCGGGUUUUUAACUCGUUACUGGCCCGCGCUUCUUCUUUUGAUCAAUUACGGCCCUCUGACUACAGCUUCUGUUUGGAAUAGUAGGUACGAAAUUGUGUCGUGGGUACGCCAUAAUAUGGUAGACACAGUGGUAGGAUUUUGGAAGAAUUGGAUUGUCAAGCCAAUAGGUGACAUGUUGGCUAUUCUUAGGGAUGACGACACUAUGACAAUUACAUCAAAAGAGCUGUUAAGAUCUGACCUUGAUUCGUUGGAACGCAUGGUAGCAGACUUUGCGAAAGACAACAAUUUGAAUGUUGAUCCUCAGCAAGUGCAUGCGGCCGUCUCGCGUGGAGAUUUGACUUUAAUGAUGUCACAAUAUGAAAAUGAGAUCCGGACGCCUUAUAAACUGAUCAUACAGGGUCUGCUAAUCCGGUCCAUGUUGAUCCAGGUUCAGAAAACCAAAGUGGAUGGAGCAAUUGCAAUCAACGGCAUAGACAAGCUUCUCAAAUCGCAGCAGCUAUUGUUCGGCAUUCUUUCGAUUCUGCCCUCGCUCUUUAUCAUUUACCAGGUAAACCGUGCGUUGCUGGCUGACGCAUCUAUGUCACAAAAUGUUGCUGACCGGCGUAUCUCGUGUCUCAAGAGCUUGAAGCAGAUUGAACGGCUUGUGAAUGGAGAAGUGCAGGGAAAUAAGUAUGUGAGCGACGGAAAACUUUUUGUGGAGGUUGUUAAUUUGACGAUGAUGUCUUCGUCUGUCAUUCCUAAGAAAUUGCGCAGCGAGUUUCUUCACGACUUGAAUGAUUUAGCUCUUCGCAAUACUGAAAGUGGACAGCAAGCUCUCAGUAUCACAAACCGUAUUUGGAACAUGUACUCGCCAUUUUUCCGCCGCUCUUUGGUCUAA